AAACUUGGCACGACUCGGUCGGAAGAAGUCGCCAAUUUUUAUUUUACUACCUAUAUGCUUAAAUUUACAUAGAUUACUAGUGUGUUAAAUGUGUUUAUUUUUCUCAAAUGUUUAUUCAAUAGACUGGAAAAAAAAGAGAACAAAAGACGGGGAUAAAAUUCGUUUAAAACUAUGGAAUAUGCCUUUGGGUUUCGUCAGAAUAUAAAAACAGACUCAGUUUUGAACAAUAAUGAAGAUAAUGAGCCAUUUGAACAUACUCAGGAAUAUGGUCUGUCCUAUAAAACAUCAGGCGGUUCAUCAGAUACCAAGAAAAUGCCAAAAAUGCCAACAGCACUUGAUGACUUUGAAAGUCUAGACACUAUUGGCACUGGUUCUUAUGGAAUCUGUAAAAAGAUCAGAAGAAAAAAAGAUGGAAAGGUGUUGGUAUGGAAAGAAAUGGACUAUGGUUUCAUGACAGAAGCCGAAAAACAGAUGUUGGUAUCUGAGGUAAACCUGUUGCGGGAGUUGCGACAUCAGCACAUUGUACGUUACUAUGACCGUAUCAUCGACCGUGGCAAAACGAAGAUCUACAUCAUCAUGGAGUAUUGUGAGGGAGGUGACUUGGCCACUCUGAUUGCUAAUAAUAAAAAGCAAGGAACCCAUGUUGGUGAAGAUUUUGCAUGGAAAAUUCUAAUUCAAAUGACUCUGGCUUUGCAAGACUGUCACAGAAGAAAAAAUGGACGAGCUGUGUUGCAUCGGGAUCUGAAACCUGCUAAUAUAUUCUUGGAUGUUAACCAAAAUGUUAAACUUGGUGACUUCGGGCUAGCCCGAGUUCUACACCAUGAUACAAGUUUUGCAAACACUUAUGUUGGAACUCCGUAUUACAUGUCCCCAGAAUUGGUAAACAACAUGUCCUACAAUGAGAAGUGUGAUAUCUGGUCAAUGGGAUGCAUGCUGUAUGAGUUGUGUGCACUCCACCCUCCGUUUGUUGCCCCGAACCAGAUGGAAUUAAACCGAAAGAUACGAUCUGGUAUGUUUCCUCGUCUUCCCUCGCAAUACUCCAACGAACUGGACCAAAUGAUUCGCAAGCUCAUUGUGGUGCAAGUUGUUAAAAGGCCAAGCAUUGAUCAAGUUCUGAAUGACCCGUUGCUCGUGAACAGGAGAUUAAAAUUGGAGCGGCGAAGCUCAUGUGAUCCAACAUCAGAAAACAUCCUAAAGUAUCGACAUGAAUUAGAAGAAGAAUUCAGAGUCCGCCAGAAAGUGCUCGAUCUCCGAGAAAAGGAAUUAGAAAGUCGAGAGAGAAGUGUAGCUCUACUUGAAAAAGCAGCGGAAGAGAAGUACAAAAGGGUAACGGAUCUGCUACAGCAGGUGAAGAAGCGCAAUGUGAUUGUGAAUGACGAGAACCGACAGAGCCCCAGAUCGCCCAGUCAGCUAGAUUCACCACCGCCUUGUUUGUCUCGGGGUGAGAGAGACGUGGAUUCUCCUAAAAAACGAGUUUCAUUUGACAUUAAUGGAAAAGAAAACUUGAGAACCAAGUCGAGGUAUUCCGACUGCCUACCAUUGGACUACAAGCACUUUGGAGAUGAUUUAUAUUCAAAGGAGCUUGCCAGGAGACAAGAACUCAAAGACAGACUUUUUGAGGUCAAAACAAAAGCUUUAGAGUACCAUGGACUAGAUCUGAAAACCAAAUACAGAUGUAAAAAUGGUGGAAUCCUCAAUUUUAGAUAAUCAUUAUAGUCUUCCUAGAAAUGAAUGUUGAUGGAGAGCUUCCAAUGUAGGAAUUGUGUGGUUCUGAAUUUUGGUGGAAUUUUAAACAUAGAAUGAAAGUGCACAGGAGUUUAUAACAAUUUCUGUAUACAAUAUACAAUGAUCACUACAAACCCCUGUUGGUUAAUCUUAAGGGCGGGGGUGGGGCGGGCCAAAUUUUUGGAUCUUCAAAAAAGCUUGCAAUUGGAUUGCUUCUUGAAAAAAAAAUUAAUAGUCAUGUCUUUUUUUAAAAAAAAAUGGAAUUCUGAAUUUUAGUUAUUUCGUGUAGAUAUACACGGUAUCGGCAACCAGCUUAAAUCUGAAAUGACUAUUACUAUGUAAUGGAAAAUCAAAGAAAUAUUAAUUUAUGAAUCGUGAAUUAUUGGAAUUGUUUCGUAUUAUGAAAAUAUGUGUUGAUAACUGUGCCAGUAAACCCUUCACCACUGUACUCUAGACACCAGAAUAUGAAUCAGAAUGGAAUAGAAUGUGUGACUUGCUAAGAUAACAGUAGCAGGCAUCAUUGUCAUAUGUUUAAAAUGAAAUCAUUUUGUUAGCUUAUUUAUAGACUAUUGUUAACCCAAUUUGUGUUGUGCAACACUAUUGUAGUCACACUUAAUUAUACAUCAGAUACAGAAAUAGAACAUAUCAAAAUAGAUAAAUAUCAAUGAAAUAUCUAUUUUGUAAACCUGUUUAAUUUAGUUUUAUAAAGACUUCUUAAUUUGGUAUAUGUAUGUUACCACUAACUGAGCAAUUUUAAAUUUAGGGUUUUGGUAAAAUGAGCUUGGUGUAUUGUUUACUCUUAUUUUCAGUUAUAAAAUUAACUACUAUACAGAACUCAGAAAUUUGGAUUUAUUAGUCUAAUGUAAAACGGUGGACAUUUCUUACUAAAAAGUAUAUAUAUAUAUUAGUUUCUGAUAUCAACAAAUUUAAUUGGGCUAGCAACAGUAUUUUUAACUUGAUUUUAUCAAAAUUUAUUCAAUGAUACGGUAAGAAUGAAGAUUUUAGUUGCUCCAACUAGUGCUCAAAAUCAUUGUAUUUUGCUUUGUAUGUGUGAAAGUGCAUGUGAAAGAACGGUUGCUCAAAAAAAGAAAAAUACAUGUAUUUGGUGGCACAAAGGCAUGGAAUUUACUGCACUUCAUCAAGUCUAGUUUUUAAAUAUAUACAAAUGUAUUCUGUUUAACAUGUAUAUUGUACAAAAAGACUUGCUGAAGUGCAGUAAAGAUUACAAACUACUGUACUUUAUUCUGUCCUCAGACCACAAGGUGGUGCUGUUUAGACAGUAUAGUGUAGAUUUUUAAAAGUGUUUUUUACUUUAAUUUUUGUCAGUACAUUCCAGUACUCAAGUAUUAGUAAUAUACAUUUUAUUAAAUACAUUUUCACUUUAAAUUCUGAAUCUCUUGCAAUCCAAUUGUGGAGUAGUCUUACAUAACAUUAAAACUAAUAAAAUUAUUUUUAUUCAAGAUCAUGCUACCUACCUUUUUUGUAGGCUUCAAAUUUUAUAAGUUAUUGUUAGACAUUAAAAUCAUGUCGCUCAAUUUGUUGCUUUUUGUUCUUAAAUUGUCCUUAAGGUAUAAUGUUUUAUACCAAUAACUGAUCAACUGUAAAAUUAAUUCUGUUUCAACGUUAUAAAAUAUUUUUAAAAAUCAGUUUAAUCAGUCAUCUUUAAUUUACAUUACAUGGAACAAGGCAACGACAUUGAUUUCCUAACAUUCAUAUCUAAUUUGGUUUUUACUUGUACGAGUAUUUAAUAAUGGUUACGUUGUUGAGAUGUUUCAGUAUUGUUUUUGUAUUAUAUAUUUGUUACACUAUAUAGUUAUGUGUUGGUUUAUUAUUUAUUUAAUAUGUUGUGAUAUAUUUAUUGAAUCAAAUUAAACUAUGAUGGUGAUGUAUAACCAUUUAUGUCUUAUUGAUACAGUGAACUUAUUAUCCCAUUUAUAGCUUUCUAACAUGAAUCAAGUGAUGACUUAACAACAUCACUAUAAAGGAUGGUACAUGAAGAUUGUUAUGAGGAAGGGGGUUAAUGAUUGUUUAGGACAAGGUUUAUGCAUAUCAAAAUGGUUCACAUUCAGCCAUUGA
Gigantopelta aegis is the source of this 3801-nucleotide messenger RNA. RefSeq names its product serine/threonine-protein kinase Nek2-like. Bases 172 to 1707 code for a protein of 511 amino acids. Gene Ontology annotation, molecular function: protein kinase activity; ATP binding. The record is from RefSeq and is a predicted model, not a curated record. NCBI's taxonomy places the organism in Eukaryota, Metazoa, Mollusca, Gastropoda, Neomphalida, Peltospiridae. The transcript has 9 exons. Gene Ontology annotation, biological process: protein phosphorylation.